Messenger RNA from Penicillium atrosanguineum, 1560 nucleotides. RefSeq names its product MFS transporter. The transcript has 2 exons. Bases 1 to 1560 code for a protein of 519 amino acids. Gene Ontology annotation, biological process: transmembrane transport. Gene Ontology annotation, molecular function: transmembrane transporter activity. NCBI's taxonomy places the organism in Eukaryota, Fungi, Ascomycota, Eurotiomycetes, Eurotiales, Aspergillaceae. The record is from RefSeq and is a predicted model, not a curated record.
AUGAGCAGCAAGGAAUCCAAAGCUGUUCAUAGUGGCGAUGCUAACCCUCAACUCGAGGCGGUUGAUCUCAACGCGAAUACCGAACAGCGCGAUUUCUCUGUCUUCACCGUCAACCAGAAGCGCUGCAUCGUUGCAGCUGGCUCUCUAGCUGCUUUCUUCUCACCGUUAUCCUCGAGUAUCUAUUUUCCCGCCCUGGACACCGUCGCCAAGGCCCUGGGUGUGACGGUUACGAAAGUCAACCUCACAGUGACAACGUAUUUGAUUCUACAGGGAGUUGCACCGAUGUUGAUUGCAGGGUUUUCCGACACUGCAGGUAGACGACCAGCAUACAUCAUCUGUUUCACCAUUUAUAUCGCUGCCAACCUUGGUCUCGGUCUUCAAAAUAGUUAUGCCGCCCUCCUCGUGUUGAGAUGUAUUCAGAGUGCUGGAAGCAGUGGAACUGUGGCUCUGGCAAAUGGGCUGGUGGGAGACAUGAUCACAUCCGCCGAGCGAGGUUCCUACAUUGCCUUUGCUUCCCUCGGAGGUAUGCUGGGCCCUUCGCUCUCACCCAUCAUUGGUGGUCUGAUCAGUCAGUACCUUGACUGGCACUGGCUUUUCUGGUUCCUGUUGAUUCUGUCCGGUAUUUUUGCGACUUUCCUCUUUCUUUUUCUGCCCGAAACCUGUCGGAAAGUUGUCGGAGACGGGUCGAUCCCACCGCCACCGAUGAAUGCAUCGGUAACCGACUGCAUCCGCCAUCGACGACGCAAGAGAAGAGGAGAAGCUGUGACCCAAGAAGAAAUUGCUGAAGCGCGAAGGACUUACGCCUUCCGUUUUCCCUCGCCCCUCCCAACGCUGAAAGUUGUAACCGACUUGGAGACCGGGGCAAUCUUGCUUGUUACGGGAUUGAUGUAUGCUGGCUUUUAUGCCAUCAUGACCGGAGCCACCGCCUCAUUCCACGACGUGUAUCAUUUCAACAACAUCCAGACUGCACUGAUGUAUCUACCUCUCGGUAUCGGGGGAAUCGCUUCCGCUCUCACGACAGGGCGCCUGGUGGACUGGAAUUAUCGCCGCCACGCUAAGCGGGCCGGAAUCUCAGUGGAGAGACGCAAAGCGCAGGACCUGAGCAACUUCAAUAUCGAGAGAGCUAGACUUGAGAUCGGCAUACCAUCCUACUAUCUCAGCACGAUUUGCAUUAUUGCUUAUGGCUGGGUCAUGGGUCGCAAAGUCAAUUUGGCUGCCCCCGUGAUCCUUCUGUUUAUCAGUGGAUGGUCUCUCAACGCAACUUCGCAGGUUCUGAAUGCUCUGAUGGUGGAUAUCUGGCCUGGACAGUCAGCUGCAGCGACUGCAGCGAACAACUUGAUGCGCUGCGAGCUGGGUGCUGCAGCAUCCGCCGCGAUCAACCCGAUGCAAGAAGCCAUGGGCUGGGGCUUGGCAUACACCACUCUUGCGUUAAUUUCAAUUGCUGCGUCGCCAAUCCUGUGGCUGAUGGCACACCAAGGAAUUAAGUGGCGACAAAGACGGGCAAAGAAAGAAAAGGAGCGGAAGCGGGCCAAGGAUGAAAGCAACUGUGAAGCCAAGUGA